Messenger RNA from Bipolaris victoriae FI3, 324 nucleotides. RefSeq lists its product as hypothetical. The annotation marks the transcript as partial. The transcript has a single exon. Lineage: Eukaryota; Fungi; Ascomycota; Dothideomycetes; Pleosporales; Pleosporaceae. The record is from RefSeq and is a predicted model, not a curated record.
CGGUGUAACAUUUGUGUGCCUGAAGAGGCGCCGUCAGCGGCUGACCAUGGUGGCCAUGGUGGUGAUGUCACCAAGACCCUAGUGUUGCUUUUGAAAUACAAGCGAGAGGGUCUAAUCAAGGUUGAUGCGGGCGAUCUGGAUCUCAUCGUUGGAUCUCAUCGUGGAGAAAAACCGAGGAUGUUCCUCGCGGCAAGGAUCAAUUCGAGGCUCAGUCUAGACUUGGCGUCUGUUGACGAUCAAGGGAAAAACGCCGGGUCUGGUUCAAGGCCAAGCCAAAGAAGCCCAACGCACCACCCACACUCGUGCAGCGCCGCGACCAAGUAG